UCCAGCCCUCGAGCAUCCAGGAUGACAGGAAUUAAUCUGAUCCUUUUGUUUCUGCUGUUUCCUCUCUACAUCACUGAGGAGCGGGUGGCUAAUGAGCUGUACACCCUUGUGGAGAAAGGUCAGGGCAGCUUCGCCGACCCCGGGCCCGGCAACCACAGUAGGAUGCUGCUUAAAGAGCCGGCCCUGCCCAUCAACGAGCUCCUGGAGAAAAACAGCAAGGCCAGUGAGUCCAAAUACAACCUCCACCCUCUCCCCUCUGCUGUGUGGCCCAAGCACAGCGACCUGGCCCCCGCCCCUCGCCACCACGGCUCCCACAACAAGAGCAAAAAGGGCCCCAAGAGUGACCGUUUGAUAGAACACAACAGCGAGAAAAUCAGGGCCGACGUCAUGGGUUUGCUCCCCAAAACCCAGCUGACGGGAGCAUCAGGUGGAGCCGGCAACCACACGGCUCAGAAAAACAGCCAGGACACCCAGGCCCACGCCAGCCCGCCGCAGCAGGGCGAGGGAGAGGGACACCCCAACUCCAGACCCAGGGCUCCGGCACACUCACAGCCCCAGCAAGCAGCCGCCUCCCGCAGGGACCCCCAAAACCGCCGGCAGGACCCGGAGGAGAACAGGCCGGGGAAGUCCAGCCUCUACCAGUCCGGGGUCGGGGCAGCCACCUGGAACAACAGCCGCCCGCCGCUGCUGCUCAACCGCCGCUCCUCCAGCCUGCUGUACCAGUUUGACAUCCUGAGGCGAGAGUCUGACUUCACACAUGACGCCUUUUGCACGAGCGAGUGUCGGAAGGAGAAGGAUGAGAGGGAAUAUUACUGCUACAGUGAGUUUGCGGUUAAUGGGAUCGUCCACGACAUUGACGUACUUCCUAAAGGAAUUCGACUCAUUACGCUGAUGGUCAGCAGUGACGGUUUCUACAAAAUGAGUCGUCUGUACGUGACGCCUGACAGCUUCUUCUUCAAGGUCCGCCUCCUGGUCCUGGAUACGUACAAGUGCAGCAAGCCCUGCCCUGAUAUCAAACUCGGAACGAGAUAUAUCAUAAUGGGUCAUAUCUACCACCGGAGGCGGCACCUUCCCAGCGACCUCCUGAGCCUGCUGGGUGGAAAACUAAAGCCUGGAGACGGCCUCCUGCGGAGCAACAACUACAUCAAGAGGUUCAACAAACGGAGACACCAGAAAGCGUUGGAGGCUACCCGCUCAAAGUGCAGGUGAACCAGAGACGGUCAGCCUCUGCUGCAGGGGAAGAGACGUUGCAAGCGACAUCACCCGAUCUUGAUCAGCCUCUCAGCGUUGCCACAGAAACGGAGGAUGUGCUGGUGAUGACGUGGGGAUUCUCUUACGUGGACUGCUGUCAUGUAUCAUGAUACUGGCUCACCUUUUGUCUGUUUCCAACUGAACUGAAGUGGGGCCUCUUUGAUACGAGCAGCUUCAACUGAAUGAGUUUUUAAUGAUGUAUUUGCAGCAUUUGUCAGGCUCCCAUUAAGGGUUUAUCCUCCAAACACAUCAGGACCUCAUUCAUUCAUGGCUGGUUCAUGAAGUCCCUGAGUUUCACUUCUGAAGGGGAAUUUUACCGUAAUAUCUCAUCUUUCCAUUAAACCUGAAGUUAGCUCACAGGUUAAGAGUAUUUAAUCCACUUUCUGUUAAUUUGUUAGACUUAUUGUCUUGAUUCUGAAAACGAUCUCAUUAACGAUCUUGCAUUUACGGUUGCCUCUCCAACAAUUUGACAAAUUUUGAAAGCAUGUUGUGGUCAUCUGAAUAUCGAAUCACAAUUAACGCGUGAUAAGAAAAAGAUUUGAUGCAAAAGGAUCCAAAAUUGCAUUCUGUUUUAGUUUUUGCUACCUUGGACCUUUUCUGGAAUAGCCACAGUUUCUAGUGAAUUUCAUAUACUGCUUGUCAGGUUUUUGAUUUUUUAUUAUUUGCAAGUGAUGUUUCCAAAAUGACAAGAACUUAAAACGUUGUAUAUUGCACUGAAAUUUGGUGCAAGAUAUCACUGCGGUCGAUAUUAGUUAGCAGGAAAUGCACUAUUAAUGAAGGGAACUGAGGGGCCUGAGGAAUACUUAUAAAUACUUACAAAUCACAAGCCCCUUUCACACAGCCAGUUCGAGGCGGGAACGUUGCGCCUUUAAGUCGCUGUUCUGUGUGAAAGUCACGGAGGCGGAAUGGUGGGGCCAAGUGGCCCCACCAAUAAGCCGGCAGCGGAGGUAGUCACAGAGCCGAAACGGGGUCUGUGUGAAUGACACAGCCGGCAUGCCGGCAUGCCACUAGACGCUGACGCUGUCGUCACGCCUCUGAUUGCGGAACGCCGGCAUGCUGUGUGAAUUUACAGACGGGAGCGGCGUUAUGCCGGCGUUGUAUGGUUCUGUGUGAACCAACAAAGGCGGCGUAUUGGCAGGACUUCUUUACACCAAUAUUGCGGAAUCUCUGUGUGA
Molecule: messenger RNA, 2426 nt
Organism: Cololabis saira (Pacific saury)
Lineage: Eukaryota; Metazoa; Chordata; Actinopteri; Beloniformes; Belonidae
Product: UPF0450 protein C17orf58 homolog
Exons: 5
Coding region: 22-1209 (395 amino acids)
Molecular function (GO): protein binding
Source: RefSeq, a predicted model, not a curated record